AUGCGCAGGCGUCUGCGUGUGCUUAAGCUGACCGAAUACAAACUCCUCCCUCGCCUCUUCUUCUCCCUCUCUCUCUAGAAAUUCAACCCUUCCUCUUUCUCUCUCUAGACCCGUUGAAGGGGGAGGAGAGCCCUCCUCUUCUUCUUCUUGGCUUGCCCACUGGAAUUUCUUCCUCUGCAAGUGAAAACCUUUUUCUGGUUCAGCCGCGUCGGAGCUCUUUCUUCGCCGAUCAUCAGACACUCUACUGGGAGUCCGCAAGCCCCUCUGCUCUCUGUAAACAGGUGCUGACGAGGUCGAUAGCUUUCCUUUAUCAUGGCCGGCCGCUACGACAACCCUUUCGAGGAGGAGGAAGUUAACCCCUUCUCUCAGGAUCCAGCAGUGAGGACCAAAACUUCCUCAAAAUAUGGAGGCGGUUCGUUGUACACAUCGAGUGCUGCUAGCGCACCCCCUGCGUCAAACUCGAGGCUUUCACCGCUCCCUCCUGAACCUGCAGACUUUUAUGACCGUAAUGCUACAGUCGAUAUUCCCCUUGAUACAUCCGGAUCAAAUUAUCAGGAUUUGAAGCGGAAAGAGAAAGAGCUCCAAGCUAAGGAGGCUGACUUGAAGAGGAGGGAACAGGAAGUUAGACGGAGAGAAGAAGCUGCAGCUCGAGCUGGAAUAGUCCUCGAGGAGAAAAAUUGGCCACCUUUCUUUCCCAUUAUCCAUCACGACAUUGCAAAUGAAAUACCGGUUCAUCUUCAGAGGAUACAAUAUGUCGCAUUUGCAACGUUUUUAGGACUGGCUCUAUGCCUAUUUUGGAACUUAAUAGCCAUUACUACAGCAUGGAUCAAGGGAGGAGGUGUGAAAGUCUGGUUCCUUGCAGUCAUCUACUUUAUUUCAGGGGUUCCAGGUGCUUAUGUGUUGUGGUACCGCCCACUUUACCGAGCUUUCAGGACUGAGAGCGCAAUGAAGUUUAGUUGGUUUUUCCUGUUUUAUCUCGUUCACAUCGCUUUUUGCAUUGUUGCUGCCGUUGCUCCUCCGAUAUUCUUCAAGGGAAAAUCUUUUACGGGCAUACUAUCAGCAAUUGAUGUCAUCGAUGCAACCGCUUUGGUUGGGAUAUUCUACUUUAUUGGCUUUGGACUGUUCUGCAUCGAAACUGUACUCAGCAUCUGGGUUAUUCAGCAAGUCUAUAUGUACUUCAGGGGAAGCGGAAAAGCUGCUGAGGUGAAACGCGAGGCUGCAAGGGGAGCAAUGAGAGCUGCACUGUGAAGACUGCACUAGACGAGCUGUUUGGGUGACUUAUAAUGUGUGUACGCAUAUAGGUUGUAAAUUUCGAGGAAUGAAACUACACAUUGUGCAGAUACUUUAAUACUUAGUUUGGGCGAGCUCGGGGUCUUAUCUUAUCCAUUUGUGAGUGUGAUGUUGCAUUUGUUUUCCUGGGAGCAAAAUCUGUAGGGAGCUUGAACUGUCAGUGAAUUCCUGAAAAGUUUGUUCAUGUAGAUCGUAUAAGUUCUUGUCUUUUUUGGUAAAAGGGGCAUAUAUUAAC
Messenger RNA from Punica granatum (pomegranate), 1525 nucleotides. NCBI's taxonomy places the organism in Eukaryota, Viridiplantae, Streptophyta, Magnoliopsida, Myrtales, Lythraceae. The record is from RefSeq and is a predicted model, not a curated record.